Molecule: messenger RNA, 744 nt
Organism: Arabis nemorensis
Lineage: Eukaryota; Viridiplantae; Streptophyta; Magnoliopsida; Brassicales; Brassicaceae
Source: the annotation of a GenBank genome assembly
AUGCCAUUUGAUUCUCAAGAGGUAAACUUGUUUUAUGUGAUGAUCAAACUUUGGAAUGUGAUAUUGUUCUCUGUUCUAAGGAGAUAUAUAUUCGAAACCAUAUACUAUCAUGCAAUCAAAGCAUCUUCAGAGCUUGCUGCAAGGGAGGGCACCUAUGAGACAUACAAAGGAAGUCCCGUGAGUAAGGGAAUUCUUCAACCUGACAUGUGGUAUGUAACUCCAUCAAACCGCUGGGACUGGGCAGUUGUUAGAGAAAUGAUAUCAAAGAAUGGAGUGAGGAACUCUCUUUUAGUAGCACCUAUGCCAACUGCUUCAACCAGCAAGAUUUUUGGGAAUAAUGAAUGUUUUGAGCCAUACACUUCAAACAUCUACAGCCUCAGAGUCCUGAGGACUGUUUGGGAGAUUAAGCAGAGAACAGUGGUGGAGAUGGCUGCUGAUCGUGGAUGCUACAUAGACCAAAGCCAAAGCUUAAAUAUACACAUGGACAAACCGAACUUUGCAAAGCUCACUUCCUUACAUUUCUAUGCAUGGAAAAAGGGUUUGAAAACGGGGAUGUAUUACCUGCGAUCUUGUGCUGCUGCUGAUGCGAUAAAGUUCACAGUUGACACAGCUAUGCUAAAGGAGAAGAAGCCAAGUGUUGCAGAAGUUGACAAAGAAGUAGAAGAAGAGUACAAUGAAACUAAGAUGGCCCAAAUGGUUUGUUCCUUGACAAACCCUAAUGAUUGUCUCGCAUGUGGAAGUUAA